GUUUCACCACACCGGAAUGGAGCCGCAAUCGGCCCCUGGUGACGAUGGCGUGGCCCUACUGCCGAUCCCCGACUGGAUGAAGGCCCGGGCGCGGGUUGUCAGUACGCAGAAUGUCCACUGGCAAAAGCCUGCGGCGUACCACAGCAGUGCCACGCACCCGUUGCGCCAGUCGCUCUCGUCAGCGACUCUCAAACCCCCUGCGAAACUGACCCCGCUACCGAUAGACAACAACCAGCACGACGAUGCACAUUCCAGGCAUCACAAUCAGCAUUUUCAGUCCCACCAACCACAUGUACUCCUCCCGUUUGAGCCGCCAUCGCCCUGUCUCGUUUUGCCGUCCAUUCAAAAGUCAAUUAGUUGUCCACCGCUGCCAACAGUGCCUACCCGUCCUGCCACGCCUCCACCACUCAACGUCUUUGCUCCCACACCUUCUGCUCUGCCCACGUUUUUGCACGAGCCAGGCGUCGACAACACCCACCGAACAGUGACGCCGCAAAGUUCGCGCUCUAUCCAUACGCCACCGCUCACACGCGCUCGCACCCCUCCACGUAGCGGCGACUCUGCGAACCGCUGUAUUCCAAUGCGACAGUCCAUGGAGUCAAACAAAUCGACGAAUAAGUGGAGAACAAGAGCGAUUGCGAAUCCGUUUGCCAAGCGGAAACCUGCCGCGGCAUCCAACAACGUCGAUCGACCUCCAGCGACACCACCCGAAGAGGAGCAGCAUCCUCAUAACCAACAGUCUACGAUCAAGCCAACGACCGUCGUAAAAAAAUCGACGUUUCGAAUGCAAGCUGCGCCUACUAGCACGUCCGCCACGGCUCCCUUUAGAGCCACUACCAACCAAGACGAUGCAGACGAUGCGAGCGGCGGACAAAGGGACGAAGACAUUUCCGCGAGGGAUUCCCCAAAUGAAGCAGUGAUGUCGGCGACCAGCUCAGCGACCCACCAACCUUAUGGAAAAAUGCAACACAGUCCAAAACCACCGACUCAUCCCCAACAGCCCCUUCAGCUGCCGAGGACGCCACCCCCUCGACCGCAACAGCGGCACAGCCCCCCGAAAGAACAGCUCUUUUCGUCACCACCAUCGCCAACGUGGAGCUCUGACCUCCCUCCAAAACCAAAAACCAAGGCAGCGCCAAAACCAAAAGGCAAAAUGUCGUCGUGUGUGGGGGCGUUGGCGGAAAUCCAACGGAAGCGUGAGGAGCGGCGGGCGAUGCAAAUGCAAGAAAAGCAGCGAAAAGAGGACGAAGUCAAGGAGCACGGCGAUGACACGGGCCACAAAUUCCGUCGCCUCAUCAAGGUAUUUCGGGAUGGGAUGAAAGCGCCCAAGAAACAAACAGACGAGCCGCGAACGACGUCGAGCAAACUAUCUGUCUUUGUGCGCAAGCGCCCGUUGAGCAAAAAGGAGCUUUCCCACAAAGGCUACGACGUGAUCACGUGUGCCCGCAACACACAGCUUUACUGCCACGAGCCCAAAUUUAAAGUCGACAUGAGCGCGUCGUUGGUGAACCACUUGUUUUCGUUUGACGGGGUAUUUGACGACCAAGCGGACAAUGGCGCCGUGUACAACCAAUCUGUCGGCCCGCUCAUCCCGCUUCUCAUGAACGACGGCAUCUUGACGGUGUUUGCGUACGGCCAAACCGGGUCCGGCAAGACGUAUACCAUGAAGUCGGUGUACCGCCAAGCCGCGGCAGACUUGUUUCGCCACGUGGCCACUUUGUCCGGGCCGACAACGACUGUCGGCGUGAGCUUCUACGACAUUUACAAGAACCAUGUGUGCGACUUGCUGAACGACCGGAAGAAAAUUCACGCGCUCGAAGACAACGAUGGCGUGGUGCAGUUGCUUGGCGUGUCGGAAGUUGCCAUCACGUCCGACACGAUGCUGACCGACCUGGUCGAAAAGGGCGAAGCGUCGCGGAUUACUAGCAUCAACGGCGUGCACGACGACUCGUCGCGGUCACAUGCAAUCUUGCGAGUGACGUUGUACACCGACGCGACAGUCGGGCAUCAAACGAUCACGGGCGGGACAGCGAAAGGACGGCUGUCCAUGGUGGACUUGGCGGGCAGUGAACGGGCAUGUGAGACGCAAACGGACGACAAAUCGACUCGAAUGGAAGGCGCCGAGAUCAACAAGAGUCUUCUGGCACUGAAAGAGUGCAUUCGAGCCAUGGAUAUGGGAGCCAAGCACGUUCCGUUCCGUCAAAGCAAGCUGACCCAAAUCCUCCGCGAUAGCUUCAUGUGUGACACGUCCCGGACGGUCAUGAUUGCGACCAUCUCGCCGUGCUCCGAACACUCCAACCACACGCUCAACACGCUUCGGUAUGCCGACCGGCUCAAGGAAAUUCAUGGGCGUGGCGCGGACGACUGCUAGGACGUACGGAUUGUAGGCUAGUUGCAAGGAUGAGUUGCAAACGCGACAGACUUCUGUCGCCAAUCCAUACUAUUACAGCUCAUCUUUGGUUGUGCGAUGUCGAGCCGCGGUGUCCAGGGACGAACACGCGUGCGGCGGUGACAGGAAGCAUGUGCGGCGCGUUGGCUCAAGUACUCGAAAUGACGUGAAGUGAUACCGAAUCUUGGUCGACUCGUACACGUGCACAAGAGUGUUGGGGUCGGCCGACUCGAUCCAUGCCUGCAUGGCAGCCCCAUGCUGUCCACGGCAUCUCACUUCACCCACAAGACUAUUCUGCCCAUCAAGACUUGACGUUAUAUAUUGAGGUUC
This is a messenger RNA of Aphanomyces invadans, 2719 nucleotides long. RefSeq lists its product as hypothetical. The transcript is spliced from 9 exons. Gene Ontology annotation, biological process: microtubule-based movement. Gene Ontology annotation, molecular function: microtubule binding; microtubule motor activity; ATP binding. Bases 17 to 2371 code for a protein of 784 amino acids. The record is from RefSeq and is a predicted model, not a curated record. NCBI's taxonomy places the organism in Eukaryota, Oomycota, Saprolegniomycetes, Saprolegniales, Verrucalvaceae.